Molecule: messenger RNA, 820 nt
Organism: Leptosomus discolor (cuckoo roller)
Lineage: Eukaryota; Metazoa; Chordata; Aves; Leptosomiformes; Leptosomidae
Gene: C2H6orf120
Product: chromosome 2 C6orf120 homolog
Source: RefSeq, a predicted model, not a curated record
AGAGUCUGAAUAGAACUUCAGACCAUGGCAGCACGCUGGAGAAGAAUCCUGAUAAUAUUUGUGGCAGCUCAAGUACUGUUUGUGGUAAAUACCUUUGAGGAAGAGGAUGUACCUGAAGAAUGGAUUCUUCUUCAUGUUGUUCAAGGGCAGAUUGGAGCAGGAAACUACAGCUAUUUGAGACUAAAUCAUGAGGGAAAGAUAGUCCUUCAGAUGCGGAGUUUAAAAGGUGAUGCAGACUUGUACGUAUCUGAUAUGACGCUUCACCCCAGCUUUGACGAGUACGAGUUACAGUCUGUGACUUGUGGCCAAGAUGUCGUCCACGUGCCCGCACACUUCCGCCGCCCCGUGGGAAUCGGGAUUUACGGUCACCCCUCCCACCUGGAGAGCGAGUUUGAAAUGAAGGUCUACUACGAUCGGACAGUUGUACAGUAUCCGUUUGGCGAGGCUUCUUACAACCCCGAGGAGAUGGAGGCGAACCAGAAAUACUCACAGUCUACAGAAGAUGAAUCUCAGGAUGAGGAGUCUGUUUUCUGGACUAUACUUAUCGGAAUCUUGAAAUUAAUACUUGAAAUUCUUUUUUAAAUUGAUACACACUGGACUAAGUCACACUUCAGCCUGUGAAAUUGAACACGAAUGACUUGCCGUAAUAUUUAAUACUCUUUGUUAUGUUUUCUGAAGAGAUAUUCAGGUUAGAUUUCCUAAACCAGAAAGGAAGUGGGGGGAAAAAGCCAUAUUUAAUUUUAUAUUGUAAAUCCUCCCCUACGUGUAAAAUGAGUGGCGAGAACAGUAUUCGCAGUGUUCUUCAGAGAUCAGGGGUUAA